Molecule: messenger RNA, 2098 nt
Organism: Schistosoma bovis
Lineage: Eukaryota; Metazoa; Platyhelminthes; Trematoda; Strigeidida; Schistosomatidae
Source: the annotation of a GenBank genome assembly
UGAAAAAAUUACUCUCUAACUUAAUAUAUCGCUACACAUACCACGUGGUAAUAGUACUGUAGCAUUAACAACGUCCUUCGAUUAAAAAAUUAUUGAUUGGUUGAGUCGCUACUUAUAGUUGGGCAGUUACAGGUAAAGAUUGUUGAGGUGAGAAUUUAUGCGCAUCUUAUGAGGGUAUUUUCUCCUAGGGAAAUUCCAGGGAGCUGUUCGAGUUUCUCAUUACAGUACAAAUUAAGAUCUCUUCAUAUGAAGAUAUCUAUCCUAUUCUAAUAUUAGGAUGAUAUAUACCCAUCUAAAUGGUCCACGACAAAUUUCUAGAGGAUCUUCGAGUAUGGAGUGCCAAGUGUAAAAGUUUGUCAAUUAUAAAUAAAACAGCAGAAUACCUAUUCCUCAUGCUGCGUCACACCGAGUCCAUUAAGGAUGGUGUUAUUGACACGGGUUCUUCUAGUGCAUCCCUCACGUCAAGUACUUAAUAACCACUGAGCUCUCUAUUUCUGAAAAAUUCGUGUCUUUCCAAGAUCAUUAACAUUUUCAUCCUGUCAAAUAUAAUUAUCCCUCUGCGACAUUACCAUUUAGUACUGCUUAGUAACUGAGUUAAAGGUGCUAAACCGGCUGCAUUUUUCGUAACAAUGGCAAAUAGUUUUCACAUGAGUGACUCCAGAUACCUUGGUACAAUGCGAUUCACAAAUCCCUGUUUGAAAUGCUUCAUCCUAAGUGUACAUUCACAGCCUCCACUACUAUAAUCUUCAUUGUCUUUAUAUUCUAACAAGAUUCCCAUUAAAGUGAACGGUUGUGGUUCAUCGAAGUAUUCUAAGAACACUAAUCAUUGAUGAUAGUAAGCCCCAAGAUCCUGAAAACGUUAAUGACUUUUGGACCUACACAAACCACUGAAUAUCAUGCAGAUUGUUAUUCAGACGUAACUCCACUAGCUUUUAGAUUAGAGAAGCUUUCUCUAUUUACUGCCAGCUCUUGUUUAGGCACCCAGACAAGGUCAUAGUGCCCAUAAAAACUAUGGUUACAGUUAGUAACACACCAAGUAUCACCGCGUGCUAAUGGAGUGUGGCAACUGAUGUACACAUGUGCCAAAUCACAAAUAUUCUUUUGCUUUUUUCAACGUGAGCAUUAAGCUUUAACGUGCUUACUACCCUUUCUCAGAAUUAAAUCGUCUAUUUUAUUUUUCAGUGUUUAAUCAUUUGUACGAUAAUUUAAUCGUGUAAUGAGAUUUUUCAGUCAAGAGAAGAAGAUCCAACUGACUCUCGAUUGCGGACAGAAGGAGAUUGGCAGCACUAGGUGCCAUCAAUGCCAUAUGGUAUACACAGUUGGUGAUAAAGAAGAUAUCAAAGCUCAUAAAGAGUAUCACCAAAUAAAAUUAUUUCCAACCGUCCGGCUACCAAGAGGACGCCAUGAAAAUAUCAUCAUGGAAAAUUUCGAUGGUUCUCGAGUGACGGAAAUACUUACUACUCUUCGACUUGGAAAAUCCUUUUACGAACGAAUAUCAACACUGAUAAGCCUUGACCUUGGUUACGAUCUACCAUCAGAAGACAGUAACCCCCAUCAUGUUAAGUUGUCUAAUACCUUACAUCCCGACUGGCGUGUUUUCGUCUACGUAAAGGAUCGAACACAAUUAGUCGUGGGUUGUUGCAUUGUUGAGGAACUAACUGCAAAGAAGAUAUCAGAAAAGGGUUACAAACUGAACAGACUGAUUGGUGGACGGAAAAGUCUCUUAUCUUGGAGUAUUCAGAGUGUCGACCGAAAUGGCGAUCAAUGUGAUUUAAUUUCCUCAAAUCCCGGCCUCUCUUGUGUAAACAUUGACGGACCAAUUUGUGGCAUUCGGCGAAUAUGGGUAGAACGUAAAUAUCGUCGGAAGGGAAUAGCCACAAGUUUAUUAGAUGCUGUGCUACAAAACUUAAUAUAUGGUUUACCACUCUCUCGUACACAAGCAGCUUUUUCCGAACCAACUGCAAAUGGCGCAGAUUUUGCUGUAUCUUACAUAGGCCGAGAAGACUUCUUAAUAUACUGAUUUUAUAUUUUUAUAAUGGAAACUUGGCACUUGCAGUUAUUUAUUCUAAAUUUAUAGAGUAAAUUAUAUAUUCACUGU